AUGACAGCACGUCGUUUGAUUAAUAUAGUUCCUAAUACGUCUAAGCUAGACCCUUUAAAGGAGGAGGACUCAACGCAUCUGAAACAAAAUCAACCUAAGAAGUUUUCCACAAAGGAGUUGAUGCUUUCAGAAUAUACCGAACGCAAAAGUUGCAGCCUUCCGUUGUCUAAAUCCCGAUCAGGCAGUAGUGCAUCCAGUAGCACUACAGGUUCGAACGGAAAGAAUAUUGGAACAAGACGCCCUAGCUCCAACCUAGAUUUCAAUUUCGCUAGCCAAGAUGUUGUUAAAAAUGUAUUAGGUAAUAAUAAUCCACACGUACCCACAGCGAAGUGCAUUAGGCCAAUAUCAGAUGAUUCUAUAGGUACAUCGAGCACAGAGAUAUUUUCUUCAUCGCACUCAAAUACGACAUCUGAUUCUUUAUGUACAUCAGAUAUAAGCUCAGAAGAGGGUGAAAUAGCAAACAGUAAGAUGGAGGAUAACUGCUUCUUCAAAAGUAUGAGAGAAGCUGACCAUAGAAGCAAUAUUACGCCCUUAAAGAAAAGCCGACCGGGAUCAAUACUACAGAAAACACGUACAGCAAGUAGCGCUGAUAAAACAAUCUGCUCAAUGAGUACCAUAACUACAUGCAUUCCAUCUCGUCAAAAUUCGGUGUCAACUCCUAAACUCUCCAGGACAGUAGGGCUGCCUGGAUCGAGCAAUACAACCAACAGUAUAGCCGCAUCACAAACUUCAUUCAUAAGCGAGAAUGACUCUCCUCUUAAACAUCAUUGCAUGAGUACCGCAACUAUCCAAGAACCAAAACUCAUGCCGAUCACAAAAACGCCGUAUGUGCAUUCCAAUAGUACUUCUGUAAUAUUACCAUAUAAAACAACCCAACUUACUCCUUCUCAACGUUACCGUUUAAGGAAAGAGCAAAAUGACCAAUCUUUGCGUAAAGCCAUAAAAAUGAAAGAAAAAUUUUAUGAAGAUCAAGACGUUAACUUGGAACUUCAAGAGGGCGAUGUCGACGGCUCGUUAAUUUGGAACAUUCCAAUGGCAUCUUUAUCGACCAGUUCUUUUUUAACAUUAUCUAAGUUUAAUAGAAAAGAAAUGAGUUUAGAUUCAGCGCGGGGGGAUGAAGAGAUAUUAAUACAGGAGAACAAUUGCGAAGGCAAACAACACUCAUCUUCGGCUCUCUGUGUGGACAAAACUUUCCAUCAGGUUCAUAGUACUAGAAAACAUACAUCAAAUUCAAGUAACACUUUAAAAGAAUCAUGUCUGGACUAUAAGGAGCUUCCGCCAACAUGCAUUCCUGGUAUAUCUCCUGUGUCUGAUUCACAGUACAUCCAGGAUACAAUGAAAAAUCUCUCCCAAAUAUACCUGCAUAGUUCCGAAAAAAUCUCCAAAAGUAUUCUUUCUGGUCGUUCAAGAUCUGUACAGAGUUUACCACUGGAAUUUAAAGAAGCCAGUAGUCAGGGAAUGGAAGACCUAAUGCUAGUUUCAGAGGACAAACUAAAGGCCGUAAGUCAUUUCCGUCCGAGUUGGCUCCCGCCCAAGGAUUUCAAAGAGAGGAAAUUGCAAGAUAAACAAAUCUACAAAAAUAUCGACUUAGCAUCAAUGGAAGAGUUGCAAAAAAAUAAAGAACGUGACGAAAAAGCCAAAAAGAAUGAGCAGAAUAAGGUCAAAUUCCAGCAUUUACUGGACCGAGGCAUUACUCGUAACUCGUCAUUAAGUGAAUUAAAGAAAAUUAUUUGGGAAACACCUUUGAUAUCUAAAGUACGGCUUCAAAUAUAUAGUCAACUUCUACAAAGUGACAAUUGCUUGAUAACAAAAUGUUUUAUUGAAUCAUUUGAGGAAGUAAUGCAGCUACUCAACAAAAUGGAUUUUCCCAAAGAUAAAGAAUUUGAAAUAAGACAGCUUAUUGAACACGAUGUACAGGAAAAGGUUUUUUAUAAAAAUGGAACAGAUAAGCAAGUGGUUUCUGACUUGAUGCUAUUACUGCAACUGAAAUCUAUAUCUCAACAAGGUUUGGUUACUGGUGAUGAGAUGCUAUUCUACCAUUUUUUAACUGAUCAAUCUUUUGGGACUUUGAAGGAAACAUGGGAAAUGGUCAACUUGAUACAGAUGACGUGCUUCAGUGAAAUUUGCAAGGAAAAAUACGAUUCAAGAAUAUUAAAUCCCAGAGGAAUUGUUGCCCAUCUUUUACGAAAAGAUGAGUUCAAAAAUGAAUUCAAUGGCGGAUGUUUGAAUAGCAAUACAUGGUGGAACAUAUUGCAAAGAAUGGACCAUAAACUUUUUAUGUGGGUAAUGGAUGUAAUUAUCGUUCAUAAUGGCCAAAACUUUGCAAACUACCCCGUAAAAAUGGAAAUAUUCAAAGACAAAGUAUGGGAAUACUAUAGAUCUAAGAAGGUUAUUGUAAAUUAUAAGAUUUUGGUUUCACUAACAGUUAACGUAUUGUUAAACUACCACUUCGGAUAUGAUAAUCUGAAACAUUUAUCAGAUUUGGAUGAUAAGCAUUUUUGUAUUCCACUGUAUACGGAGGAUAGUAUCGAAGAGGAAAACCUCAAUAAUAUUUUCACAAAGUGGUGGUUGCACUACUACCGAAAAUUACGUUAG
Saccharomyces cerevisiae S288C is the source of this 2595-nucleotide messenger RNA. It is a transcript of the gene SBE2, whose product is annotated as Sbe2p. The record is from RefSeq and is marked reviewed. The transcript has a single exon. The coding region runs from base 1 to 2595 and encodes 864 amino acids. Gene Ontology annotation, biological process: fungal-type cell wall organization. Lineage: Eukaryota; Fungi; Ascomycota; Saccharomycetes; Saccharomycetales; Saccharomycetaceae. Gene Ontology annotation, cellular component: Golgi apparatus.